UGGGGUCUGUUUUACCCCGGAGCUCCACCUGGCUUGUGGGAUUGUCGGUGCAUCCCAUCCUGGGGGGCACUGCUUGGACCGGAUUUGUCACCGAGGGGUCAAUCCCAGCUCCGAGCCCUCGGCUCCUGCUCCGAAUCCCGGGAUGGAGCCGCUGGCUCCCGCCGUCCUCCUGGCCCUGCUGGUGCUGGCCCUGGGACACCCCGACCCCGCGCUGGACCGGCACUGGGAGCUCUGGAAAAAAUCCUACGGGAAGGAAUAUCACCCCCAGGAGGAUUUGUUCCGUCGCCUGACGUGGGAGAAGAACCUGUGGCUGGUGACCCUCCACAACCUGGAGCACUCCCUGGGGCUCUGCUCCUACACGCUGGGGAUGAACCACCUGGGGGACAUGACCAGCGAGGAGGUGGCGGCUUCUCUGACGGGGCUCCAGCUCCGUCCCCGUCCCCGUCGGAAUUCCGCCUUCCCGGCCCGAUCCCGGCCUCUCGGUGACAUCCCCGAGGCGCUGGACUGGCGGGACAAGGGCUGCGUGACCGAGGUGAAGAACCAGGGCGCCUGCGGAUCCUGCUGGGCCUUCAGCGCCGUGGGAGCGCUGGAAGCGCAGCUGAAGCUGAAAACCGGGAAUUUGGUGUCGCUGAGCGUCCAGAACCUGGUGGAUUGCUCCGGGAUGUACGGGAACAAGGGCUGUGCCGGCGGCUUCAUGACGGAGGCGUUCCAGUACAUCAUCGACAACGACGGCAUCGAGUCCGAGGAGUCCUAUCCCUACACGGCUCAGAACGGGACCUUCACUCUACACGCCACCCCCCGCGCCGCCUCCUGCUCCCGCUUCGUGGAGCUGCCCGAGGGUGACGAGGCCGCGCUCAGGGAGGCCGUGGCCACCGUGGGCCCCGUGGCCGUGGCCAUCGAUGCCACCCGGCCCAGCUUCUUCCUCUACCGCUCCGGGGUGUUCGACGACCCCCAGUGCUCGCAGGAGGUGAACCACGCCGUGCUGGUGGUGGGAUACGGCUCCCUGGAAAACAAGGAAUAUUGGCUGGUGAAGAACAGCUGGGGCGUGCAUUUCGGAGACGCGGGCUACGUCCGCAUGGCGCGCAACGCCUCCAACCUCUGCGGCAUCGCCAGCUACGCCUCCUACCCGCUCAUCUAGACCUGCUCUGGACCUGGUCUGGAUCUGGUCUGGACCUGCUCUGGACCUCAUCUAGACCUGCUCUGGACCUGCUCUGGAUCUGGUCUGGACCUGCUCUGGACCUCAUCUAGACCUGGUCUGGACCUGGUCUGGAUCUGGUCUGGGCCUGCUCUGGACCUGCUCUGGACCUGCUCUGGACCUCAUCUAGACCUGGUCUGGACCUGGUCUGGACCUCAUCUAGACCUGCUCUGGACCUGCUCUGGACCUGGUCUGGACCUGCUCUGGGCCUCAUCUAGACCUGCUCUGGACCUGCUCUGGACCUGGUCUGAACCUCCCUCUAGACCUGGUCCGGACCUGCUCUACACCUGGUCUGGACCUGCUCUGGACCUGCUCUGGACCUGCACUCCAGGCGCCUCCCCAGAGCUCCAGAUUUCCGUGGAUCCCAUCCCAGCAGGGAUUCCUCCCCAUCCAGGGUCGCUUUCCAGGGCUGGUGGUUGGAUCUGUGGGCUGGGAGGGGAUCCGGGGCGUGGGAAGGGGGAAUGUUGUUCACAGGCACGAGGGAGUUCUUUUUUUGGGUGGGAAAUUUAAGGGUUUGGGAGUAAAGCGGCGAUUCCUGAAGGGAUUGGCCACAGGGAUCACUGGGAUCACUGGGAUCGGGUACCAGGAUCACUGGGAUCACUGGGAUCAUUGGGAUUGGAUACUGGGAUCACUGGGAUCAGGUACAAGGAUCACUGGGAUCGUUGGGAUUGGGUAAAAGGAUCACUAGGAUCGUUGGGAUUGGAUACUGGGAUCACUGGGAUCAUUGGGAUUGGAUACUGGGAUCACUGGGAUCAUUGGGAUCAUUGGGAUUGGAUACUGGGAUCACUGGGAUUGAAUACUGGGAUCACUGGGAUCAUUGGGAUCAUUGGGAUUGGAUACUGGGAUCACUGGGAUCAUUGGGAUCAUUGGGAUUGGAUACUGGGAUCACUGGGAUUGAAUAUUGGGAUCACUGGGAUCAUGGGAUCAUUGGGGAUCAUUGGGAUUGGAUACUGGGAUCACUGGGAUUGAAUACUGGGAUCACUGGGAUCACUGGGAUCAUUGGGAUCAUUGGGAUUGGAUACUGGGAUCACUGGGAUUGAAUAUUGGGAUCACUGGGAUCAUUGGGAUCAUUGGGAUCAUUGGGAUUGGAUACUGGGAUCACUGGGAUUGAAUACUGGGAUCACUGGGAUCAUUGGGAUCAUUGGGAUUGGAUACUGGGAUCACUGGGAUCAUUGGGAUCAUUGGGAUUGGAUACUGGGAUCACUGGGAUUGAAUAUUGGGAUCACUGGGAUCAUUGGGAUCAUUGGGAUCAUUGGGAUUGGAUACUGGGAUCACUGGGAUUGAAUACUGGGAUCACUGGGAUCAUUGGGAUCAUUGGGAUUGGAUACUGGGAUCCCAGGGAUCAGUGGGCUCACAAGGAUCAUUGGGAUCAGGCACUGGGAUCACAGAGAUCAUUGGGAUUAUUGGGAUCACUGGGAUCAUUUGGAUUGGGUACAAGGAUCACUGGGAUCACUGGGAUCAGGUACUGGGAUUACUGGGAUCACAAGGAUCAUUGGGAUCAGGCACUGGGAUCGCAAGGAUCACGGGAUCACUGGGAUAAUUGGGAUCACUGGGAUCAGGUACUGGGAUCACUGGGAUCACAAGGCUCCCAGGGAUCCCAGGGACCGUGGGUUCCUCCCUCCGGAGCUGCUGCGAUGCCAGACAUCGAUUUCCCUCCCUGUGUCGCUGCUGGAAUUGCAGAUACUCCAUGGAAAAUAAAAGCAUUUUGCAUUUUA
Serinus canaria (Common canary) is the source of this 2910-nucleotide messenger RNA. RefSeq names its product cathepsin S. Lineage: Eukaryota; Metazoa; Chordata; Aves; Passeriformes; Fringillidae. Gene Ontology annotation, cellular component: lysosome. Gene Ontology annotation, molecular function: cysteine-type endopeptidase activity. Gene Ontology annotation, biological process: immune response. The record is from RefSeq and is a predicted model, not a curated record.